AUGCUCUCCGCCGGGGAACGGCCUCAGCCUCCAGUCACGCCUGCCGUAGCCUCCUCCAAACUGCCACACAUCAUGCCCGGUCUCGAGCCCAACCAAUCCUCACAUUCAGCAUCCGCAAUGCUCUCCAAACCUACAGACCCAAGCACCGUCCAGCACAUCUGGAUCGUGACCGGUCCUGCGGGAUGCGGCAAAAGCACAGUAGGCAAUGGCCUCUCUAAAGAACUAAGCAUUCCGUUCCUUGAAGGGGAUGAUUUCCACAACAAAUCCAACAAAGAUAAAAUGAGCAACGGCAUCCCCCUUACCGAUGAAGACCGCUGGGACUGGCUCAUCUCCCUUCGCAAAGCCGCCAUCAACGCUCUCUCCCCGUCCGAAUCAAACAACUUCCACCCUCCCCCCGGUGUUGUGGUCGCAUGCUCCGCGCUGAAGCAGAAAUACCGUGACGUCAUGCGCGUGGCAGCGUACGGCUCGCCUUCUGUCCAGAUUCACUUCAUCUACCUCAAACUCACCGAGGAAGUCCUCAUGCAGCGUGUCAGCCAGCGCCAGGCUCACUAUAUGAAGAGUGAUAUGGUUCGGUCUCAGUUGCAGGCCCUCGAGGAACCCAAGGGGGAGUGGGAUGUGAUUACUAUUAAUGUGGAGGGAUCGCAGGCCCAGGUGCAGCACCGGGUUUUCGAUGCGGUGCACAAGACACUCGAGGAGAACCAUUGA
Penicillium maclennaniae is the source of this 705-nucleotide messenger RNA. RefSeq names its product gluconokinase. The record is from RefSeq and is a predicted model, not a curated record. NCBI's taxonomy places the organism in Eukaryota, Fungi, Ascomycota, Eurotiomycetes, Eurotiales, Aspergillaceae. Gene Ontology annotation, cellular component: cytoplasm. Bases 1 to 705 code for a protein of 234 amino acids. The transcript has 2 exons. Gene Ontology annotation, molecular function: gluconokinase activity.